ACGUCACGGCGCUCGUCGGCGCCGCCUGUGGCGUCACGGGUCGGGCCAGCGGGGCGUUCUAGGGGUCCUUCGCUCUUGGAGCCGCAGGCGGCGGGCGCGUGCGCGGCCCGAUGAAGAAGGUGGUUUCCAAGCAGUCUCCGCCCAAGUUGAUUGGUAGGUGCCCUCCCCGCGCGGGGCGCCGGUUGCUACGGACGCAGUGGCGGCCGCUGGCUGGCGGGCGUGCGCGGGGUCGCCGCGGGGGCGGCGCAGCCUCGGUGUCUCGGGGCCGGGCGGUGCAGGGUCACGCUCACCGCCGGGACGGCACCAUGAAGUCUCUAAAGAAGGAUUCCCGCCUCAAAAUAACUCCAGCCAGAUUAUUAGAGGCCGCAGAGAGCUUCAAAGAAAAGAAACGGGCAAAGGGACCUGAACAACCCACACCCCCAAUUCAGGAAGAGCCUGAACCUGUUAGCAAUGUCCUACAAGGAGAUGACAUUCUUGCUUUGGCCAUUAAGAAGGAAGACUUGAAGGAGCAACAUAUUCCUCGCCUUACUGAAAAGGAAGAUAAACGCGUCAUUACCCAGAAAUUUAUCAUCCGUAAACUCAAACCCACGGAUCCUAGGAGGAAGGUCUGCCACCUUGUAGCACGUCCUGCAAAUCCCGAUGCAGCCACAAAGCCUCUGGACUACUCUGGUCCCGGUGACAGCUUCGAUGGCAGUGACCAGAUCCUGCCCCACCACAUCUUGGGGAGUCUCCAGGACUUUAAGAGAAUUGCACUUGCUCGAGGGAACACCCGGCUGGCUGAGCUGAUACCUACCUCACCCUGUCUGAUGACCCUCAUCUCUGCUAAAGGAGAGUCAAAGCAAAAAGCCCCAAAAGAAGAGAAGAGACCUCCCUGGGCCCCACCUCCUCAGCACAACUUUCUGAAAAACUGGCAGCGUAACAUAGCCCUGCGGAAGAAGCAGCAGGAAGCCCUCAGUGAACACCUAAAGAAGCCGAUCAGUGAGCUGCUCAUGCACACUGGGGAGACCUACAGACGGAUCCAGGAGGAGCGGGAGCUCAUUGACUGCACACUUCCAACGCGGCGUGAUAGGAAAAGCUGGGAGAACAGUGGGUUCUGGAGUCGACUGGAAUACUUGGGAGAUGAGAUGACAGGUCUGGUCAUGACCAAGACAAAAACUCAGCGUGGCCUUAUGGAGCCCAUCACUCACAUCGGGAAGCCCCACUCCAUCCGGGUGGAGACAGGAUUACCAGCCCAGAGGGACGCUUCAUACCGCUACACCUGGGAUCGGAGUCUAUUUCUGAUCUACCGACGCAAGGAGCUGCAGAAAAUCAUGGCAGAGCUGGAUUUCAGCCAGCAGGAUAUUGAUGGCCUGGAGGUGGUGGGCAAAGGGCAGCCCUUCUCAGCUGUUACUGUGGAAGACUACACAGUGUUUGAAAGAAGUCAGGGAAGCUCCUCUGAAGAGACAACAUACUUAGGCACAUUGGCAAGUUCCUCUGAUGUCCCCAUGCCUAUUCUCGGCCCUUCUCUUCUGUUCUGUGGGAAGCCAGCUUGCUGGAUCAGAGGCAGUAAUCCACAGAACAAGAGGCAGGUCGGGAUUGCUGUUCACUUGACCUUUGAAACCCUAGAAGGCGAGAAAACCUCCUCAGAACUGACUGUGGUCAAUAAUGGCACCGUGGCCAUUUGGUAUGACUGGCGACGGCAGCACCAACCGGACACUUUCCAAGACCUGAAGAAAAACAGGAUGCAGCGAUUUUACUUUAACAGCCGGGAAGGUGUGAUUCUGCCUGGAGAAACUAAAACCUUUACCUUCUUCUUCAAGUCUUUGACUGCUGGGAUCUUCAGGGAAUUUUGGGAGUUUCGAACCCAUCCUACUCUAUUAGGAGGUGCUGUGCUACAAGUCAAUCUCCAUGCAGUCUCCCUGACCCAGGAUGUUUUUGAGGAUGAGAGGAAAGUACUGGAGAGCAAACUGAUGGCCCAUGAGGCAGUCACCAUCGUUCACGAAGUGCUGCAGGAGGUGCUGAUGGGGGUCUUGACCCCGGAGCGCACACCAUCACCUGUGGAUGCCUAUCUCACCAAGGAAGACUUGUUCCGGCACAGGAAUCCUCAGCUGCAUUACGAGCACCAAGUGGUGCAAAGCCUGCAUGAACUGUGGCGCCAGUACAUGACUCUGCCCCCCAACGCUGAGGAGGCCAGGCCAGGAGACAAGGAGCACGUCAGCCCCAUAGCCACAGAGAAGGCCUCUGUGAAUGCCGAGCUCUUACCGCGCUUUAGGAGCCCCACCAUUUCUGAACCUCAAGUGCCCCAGCCUGAGAAUGAGGCCCUCAGGGAAUCCGGAUCCCAGAAGGCCAGAGUGGGAACCAAGAGUCCUCAGCAGAAGAGCAUCAUGGAGGAGAUCCUGGUGGAGGAAAGCCCAGAUGUGGACAGCGCCAAGAGCCCCUGGGAGCCGGAUGGCCUUCCCCUGCUGGAGUGGAAUCUCUGCUUGGAGGAUUUCAGAAAGGCAGUGAUGGUGCUCCCUGAUGAGAACCAGAGAGAGGAUGCGCUGAUGAGGCUCAACAAAGCAGCCCUGGAGCUGUGCCAGAAGCCAAGGCCAUUGCAGUCCAACCUCCUGCACCAGAUGGGUUUGCAGCUAUGGCGAGAUGUGAUUGACAGCCUGGUGAGCCAUUCCCUGUGGCUGAGGUCUCUGCUGGGCCUGCCUGAGAAGGAGACCAUCUAUUUGAAUGUGCCUGAAGAGCAAGAUCAAAAAUCACCUGCCAUCAUGGAAGUGAAGGUACCUGUGGGGAAAGUUGGGAAGGAGGAGCGGAAAGGAGCAGCCCAGGAAAAGAAGCAACUGGGGAUCAAAGACAAAGAAGACAAGAAAGGAGCCAGGCAGGACCGUCCCAACAGCAAGAAGCACAGGGCAAAGGACGACAAGAAAGUCAUAAAAUCUACAAGUCGGGACAGGUUUUCCUUGGAAGACCCUAUCCCUGACAUCAACCUCCCUUCUCAAGAACCCAUAGACCCCCUGGUCAUGGAGAAAUACACCCAGAGGCUGCACAGCGAGGUGAAGGGAAGCACCCAGCAGCCAUUCCCCCGCCUCCCACCUGCCUCAUUCAUUCUGUUCAGUCUGCAAACAAUAAGUGCCCACUCCAUCAUGGUGGAAGCAGAGCUGCUUCAGGAAGGGCAUCCUCGUGUGUGAGACAGGCCUCAUGAAUAAGAAAUGUGCCUAGCGUGUUAGGUGAUGAGCACGAUGUGAGAGAAGAUAGACCAGGCAGGGAAUGGAGGCACAGAGGCCUCAGUGAGGAGGUGACAACCCACAAAGACUUGAAGGGAGAGGAAGGGAGGCCAAAUGGAUGUCCAGUGAAGAGUGCUUUAGGCAGGGGGAGCAACUGCCACAGGAGGGAGGGGCCAGAAGGGACAGGGUGGUAGAUGGGGAACAGGUCGUAGGGGUGAGGGAUGGUUUGUAGGCUACUGUGAAGACUUGGGAUUUUUCGGAGUGGAAAUGAGAAGUCAUGCAAGGUUUUGAAGAGCAACGCGAUAGGGUCUGAUAGGCUUUAGAAGAUGGCUCUGGCUGCCCUUUGGAGAACAGACUCUAGGGGAACAGAGAGGAAGGAAGCCCUUCUCUUUAUGCUGCUUCCACUUACUCCCCGUUAGGUGCAUCCUGGCAGACGUGUUCCUUGGGAGAACACCAUGUAGGGUGCAUUCCCAUCAACUGUAAGGUUUUUGAAGGACUAGAGAGACUUCAUCCUAAUCCGUUCUUAAGUAGCAGGUCCUUAGAGAUUCACCCAGGUUUUCCGUUUGGUUUUUUUUGUUACUGUUGUUGUUUUGGAAGGGAGGUCCACAAAGCCAUUUUCAAUAUGUCAGUAUGUCUAAUGGCCACGCCUUGUAUUCUUCUAAGGUGGACACCUGGGGAGCUGGGAUUACAUCAUGUAUGUGUUCACACUCUGGA
Messenger RNA from Macaca mulatta (Rhesus monkey), 3905 nucleotides. It is a transcript of the gene MYCBPAP, whose product is annotated as MYCBP associated protein. The record is from RefSeq and is a predicted model, not a curated record. Lineage: Eukaryota; Metazoa; Chordata; Mammalia; Primates; Cercopithecidae.